Molecule: messenger RNA, 5031 nt
Organism: Pieris brassicae (large cabbage white)
Lineage: Eukaryota; Metazoa; Arthropoda; Insecta; Lepidoptera; Pieridae
Gene: Efa6
Product: PH and SEC7 domain-containing protein
Exons: 20
Coding region: 177-3017 (946 amino acids)
Biological process (GO): regulation of ARF protein signal transduction
Molecular function (GO): phospholipid binding; protein binding; guanyl-nucleotide exchange factor activity
Source: RefSeq, a predicted model, not a curated record
GAUGGGUGCGCUUGGAUGUCGCUAUUCGUUCAGUUGUAAUAAUUUUAUGAUUACUUCUGAAUAUUUUUUAACAAUUUUUGUAAGUCGUAUCCAUCUCUUUUUUAUGUGUUUGUGCAAAAAGUGCUCAUAGUGUAUUUUGUUUUAACAAUGCUAUCCAAUGCAUCCUCGCACUGAAUAUGGCUGAGGAAAGACUUGUAGUUCUAAACCGAAGUGACAACUUAGGUUUCGGAUUUUCUUUGCUAAGUGAAGCCGGUUCGCCUCACAUAAUUUACAAAAUUGAAGAAAAUUCUCCAGCAGCACGCAGUGGCGAGAUAGAGACAGGAGAUGUAUUGCUCAAGGUGAAUGGGACUGAUGUGAACCGGUUCACGACAAGGGAAGUUUUAAAAUGUUUACGACUCUCGUCGGAUCCCGUCACAUUACGGCUGAAAAAGGAUCCACAGAUCAAAGCAAACGUAAGGAGAUACCUAACAGCCGCCGCCGAGCGACGGAAUAGUGGUUCCCGGAUUAAAACUGAAAAACCGGAUUCCCCAUUAUCCAGCAAUUCAAACAGCAACUCGUCUAGCAAUUCGUCGAGCAACGGUUCGGGAGUUCAGUCAGGCGAAAGCUGUGAAGCUCUUCUAACAGAAGACAGGCUUCGACCGAGGGCUAACCAGCCCAAAUUCGAAGCCUACAUGAUGACAGGAGAUCUGAUGCUGAAUCUGUCGAGGGUCGAACAUCCACAUCACAAUCAUCAUGCGCCAACACAUAGAACACAUUAUCACAGAUAUAAUUCAACACCGGCUUCCCCGAGUGAGAACAGAGUAGCAGCCCGAGUCGAACUCUCCCACAGACACAAUUCCUCACCAGACACAGGCUUGCUUGGGGAACACGCCAAAUUAUAUAACUCUCAACCUGCGUCUCCGGCAGGCGGGGCCACAUCCACGGGUGAAAUAUCAUCACGAACACAGCAACAGAUUGUUCGCACUUCACGCUCCGAAGAUCACUUACAGCAAAUAUGUAAACUUCAGAAGGAGUCGUCUCUGAGCGCUGUGGCGGUAGAUAUGGAAGAGGAUGUGACGUCAUCGCUCAACACGCUGUUGGACGCGCGACCGGAUUCCGCAACACCUGGACCUAGAUCUGACUCGGAUGAGAGAGACAGGAUCGUAUGGACCUAUAACGCGCCCGUGUCUCAGUGCAAUGGCUCUGCUGCCACAUCCAACUCCACCUCCAUAUCUGAUGGGAUCUCACAGCGGUCUUCGUCACCCGCGUCUCCAACGUCAGCAUCAUGGUCCGCCUUAUCCCCACCGCAUAGACAACACCUCGCGCCGCAACACCAUCGCACACUUAAUGGUGACAUGAGCCUCUCGGAGGCCGUGUCGAACAUAUCUAGUCCGGACUUCCAAGACCAGGAUGACAUGUUUGAAACUGGCCGGGAAUGUCCUCGCAUGGAGUUAUCCGAUCCCUCAGAUUCGGAUUCUACCAUUCUGGUUUCCGAACCUUGCCACAAACGUGCAAAAUCGGCAACUUUAUCCGAUACGAGUGACGUUACACUCAACGGCGCGGACAAAGACUACAGAAUAGUGAUACAAGUGAAGGGGCCGGAUAAAGGCAAUAAUAAUGACCAUUUGAAUAAUAAUAAUAAUACAAAUUAUCCUCAAAAUGGAAAAGAGAAUGGGUGCACAUCGCCGGAGAAUCAGGGUUAUCAGGAAUUAGCUUCAGACCCGGGCUCGGACGAAGGAUCUGAUGUGGACUCUUUACACUCGUUCCAUUAUAGUCCGAAGGCAGUGGAUAUUCCAUCGGCUGAAAGGCUCGCGAAACGGCUUUACCACCUUGAUGGCUUUAAGAAGUCGGAUGUAUCCAGACAUCUUAGUAAAAACAACGAUUUCUCAAAAGCAGUAGCAGAGGAAUAUGUAAAGCAUUUCGAAUUGACUGGCGCGACGCUAGAUGUCGCUUUACGGACGUUCUUAUCAAGGUUCGCGCUCAGCGGGGAAACCCAGGAGAGGGAACGAGUCCUUGUGCACUUCUCCCGGAGAUAUUUGGAAUGUAACCCCGGCUCUUUUAAUUCACAAGACGCCGUACACACUUUAACCUGCGCGAUAAUGCUGCUAAACACGGAUCUUCACGGAUGCGGCGGCGGCUCAUUUCGGCGGAUGUCCUGUGCGGAGUUUAUAGACAAUUUAGCGGAUCUCAAUGAUGGCGAAAACUUCCCUCGGGAGACGCUCAAACAGCUUUACUAUGCGAUACGAACUCAGCCGCUACAAUGGGCGUUAGACGCAGAAACACCAGCCGCAACGAGUAACGAGAAUCGAAACAAUGGUGGUGGAACUAACCCAUUCCUGCAUGUGCCGGACCAGAGUCGGGCAGUCGAGUACAAGAAGGGUUAUGUCAUGCGAAAGUGCUGUGUCGAACCUAAUGGGAAAAAGACUCCAUUUGGCAGAAGAGGAUGGAAAAUGUUCUACUGCACUUUGCGAGACUUAGUGCUGUACCUACACAAGGACGAACACGGAUUCAGACGGAGUCAGAUGUCCGAUAAUCUUCACAAUGCAAUACGAAUACAUCACGCGUUAGCCACAAAGGCAACAGAUUACACGAAAAAGCAACAUGUGUUCAGACUACAGACUGCGGAUCAGGCCGAAUACUUAUUUCAAACAAGCGAUUCAAAGGAGCUAAACUCCUGGGUGGAGACGAUAAACUUCGUGUGUGCUGCAUACUCAGCUCCACCUUUAGCGGGCGCGGUCGGGUCGCAACGCAAGUUUCAGAGGCCGCUACUACCUUGCUCACAUACUAAGCUCUCUAUGCGGGAACAGUUAGCGGAUCACGAGGAGCGCGUGUCCCGUUUAGAAGAGGAACUAGCAGCUCUGAGACACGCUAGAGACCACUCCAGAGAACAACAGCACUGUCGCGAUAAAGAUCAUUAUCUCGUCUAUGAAAUAAAAAGAUACCGCACAUACGCGUACGUGAUGCGCACGCGCAACGGCGGCACCGGCGUCGAGGAGAGCGCGCCCGCUCUGCCCGAGCGCAACGAGAGGCCUCCGUGACGGGCCAUGGCGGUCUUCGCCGCCUGCGUCUUGUGACUGCCGUGUGUCCCCGACCCCACCUACUUGCCCGUAGGACAGUGAUAAGUGACCUCUCACGGCAAAUGUUUUCAAUUGUGAUUUCAUGCUUCCGCCCCAAACUCCCAAUACAUAAUUGCCGUAUGUCCCAACGUAGGUGAUUUACCAAAUGUAAACUUCUUCGGAUCCCAAAAUGUGUUGUUUGGGCAAUGGCCCAAACCCACAGGAAUAGUCACAAGUAAUAGCCCAGUGGUUUUGUAUUGUGAUUUGUAAAUAUCUCUCGCAAAUCAAAAUGAGGAAAAAAUAUACACUGAAUACCAUGCUAUUUACAUGUGUGUAAACUAUAAUUAUUUGAUGCCUAUGUUUAUGAAAGUAAUUAGGUCAUCAUGUACUUUUGGCACGAACCCAUUUAUAAUCAUAAAAUAUAUAAGCGUGGAACUUUUCCUGUCUCAAGGAAUAGAAUUUUUCUCUAUGUGAAAUUCUUUUUUAACCGUUUGGUUGGUGAAGGUUAAUUUUUACAACCUUAAAGAAAAGUCGAUUUGCAGUCGAAGUUGGGCAAAUAUCAGUGAAACUUCAUAAAUCAUUAAAUAUGUAUUAUGCGUGUGAGCAUGUUGUAAAGCCGGUUUAAUUUAUCUCUAUGGCCUGGAGCGAGUGUAUUUUGGCCUAAUAUGUGAAAAUCUUUUCUCCUAAAAAUUUGCUCAUUAUGUCGAAUUAUAUUUAUAAUUUUUACGUCAUUCUUUAAUUUUGGCUCUAAAGGCUUUAUGUUAUUUUUCUUGCAGAACAAAAGUAUAAUUAAAUUACGUACUAGGAUUUUUCUUAUUGAAAAUUGCGUAUGAAAUAAUUAACAUUGAUUUAACAGUGAUUUUGUCACGUACAUAAUGAAUUGAAUUGUUGUCAUUUAAAUGAAAAUAAAACUAUUUCAAACAUAUCUCAAGGGGACACGAAAAUUAUGCCCGCUUUAGGGUCAUUUAAAAUUUGUAUUUGUUAUGGUGCAAUACUAAAUUAUUUAUUUUUUAAUUCAUGUUUCAAAAUUCUCUAAGCCCUGCAUUUCUUUCAUACAUUUUAUACAACAAAAUUAAAAGCUUUGCACCAAAAGCCGUAAUUGUGCAGAAAAUUUAGAUAGGAACUAAAUAAGCCAAGAAUUUUACUAAAUAUUCGUAUAUGUAACGAUAUCAUCGAAAGUUUGAGUCAGUUCAUUAUAAUCCAUCAAAAGACUGAAUAUUAUACUCGGCGAGUAGACAUUCCAAUUAUACAGCUGAUAGGACAACAUGGUAUGUCCGCACUGACGACAAGUCUAAGAUUUAAACAUCUUUCUAACUCCAAUACAUGGUAAUAUUACAAUGCAAUUUUUUAGGGAUAAAUGCUCUUAUACUGAAACUUUUAAAUAAAUGACACAAUACUUGUGUUAUGUUUACUAGAUUUAUAGAAAAUUACAAUAAAUUUUUAACUGUGCAAACUUCCUCUUUGUUGUAUCCAGUUAUUGAUGUGUGAGCUUAUUGGGAAACGCUCAUGCCAAAACAUUUUAAAAUAAAUAUUCGUACACACACAAUGUAAUUCACAAAGCUCUAGUCAUAUCUGGCAAUCAGUGCGGAUGUACCCUAACACAUAUAGUCAACAAAUUGCUUUAUCGAAUUUACGUUAAUAUUAGGUUCGGGAGCGUGUCAUUAUAAAAAUUACAAUUAAUCUUAAUAGUUAACCUUAAAUCACUUAAUCACACAUCUAGUCCUGUCUUCCUAAACAUAGUGUGCAUAGAUAAUGUUUCACCGAUACAUAGCUGAUGAAUUAUUUAUGAUUAGAUAUUAAAGUACAUUAAAUCGUAGAGUAUUAUGUUAAUCUCAUAUAAUAUUUUGCCGUCUUGAAUGUGUGUAUGUUAAGAAAAAACUCUCUAUGGUUAUUACUAUUAUUAGUCAAAAAUUGAAUUGCGAAAUUUUUGUGAUAUUUUCGGAUAACGCUAUGUUUUAGUUGUUGCACAUGAUUUAUAAGCUGUAUGUUCAUAAGA